GCAACAAGUAACCCCAAUAUUCUUUUUCUCCGCUCUCCGCGUCUCAGUACGGAAACCUUACGGUUUGGAUCAUCAUCGAACUAAGCAGCAAUCAUGGAUUCUUAUCUUCCUGCCACAAAUGGGACAAUGCUUCUGGCAGAGGAAACGGAAGACCCAUCUAAAAAAGUAUCCAUUCUUUGUAGGGUACUUCAUGAUCCUUCUUCUUCCUCGUUUACUUUGAGCAUCAAAGAGCUGGCCAUCGUAAACCUCACUGAGCAGUUCAUGGAAAAGAAUAGGGCAGUGGAUCUAUGCAGCCUUCUUACUCAUUUGAGGUUCUUCUUUUCCUUGAUUCCAACGGCACAAACGGCAAAAGUUAUGAGGAGAGUAAUUGAUUCCGUUGGUGAAAUACCAGGAAGUUCUGAUCUACAAAUUAUAAUCUGUAAAGAAAUGGUGCAAUGGGCUCGUGCUGAAAGGCGUAGCCUUCUGAGGCAGCGACUUGAGGCAAGACUUGCUGCACUACUUGUGGAAAAUAAGGAGUAUUGGGAAGCUUUGGCUCUCCUCAAUGGCCUGAUCAAAGAGGUUAGAAGAAUAGACAACAAGCUUCUACUUGUAGAAAUACACUUGCUUGAAAGCAAGCUACACGUUUCCUUGGGAUGCCUUCGAAAGGCAAACGCCGCCCUAACAGCUGCAAGGACAGCUGCAAAUAAUGCUGUUCGUGUUCCUCAAGAUCUACAAGGUGCCAUGGAAUUACAGAAUGGGAUUCUUCGUGCCGAGGACAAGGAUUACAAUACUGCACACCAUUAUUUCGGUGAAGCUUUUGUGUGUUUCUGUUCUAUUAAAGAGGUCGACCCCAGGGAGGUACUUAGCCUGAAAUACUGGCUGUUGUGUAAGAUCAUGGUGGGUCAAGGUCAUCUUGUGCCCGGAAUUUUAUCAAGAGUAUUUUUCACGAUUGGUUGUCCUGUACCCCCCGUCUUGGCUGUCUUGACACAAGCAGCUGAUGCUGUUUGCAGGCUAUCUCUGCAAUCAUUCAAAAUCGUUUUUGAAAAGUACAAGCCUGAGUUGGAGGAAGACCCAUUUGUCCACAAACACCUUUCAUUCCUGCAUGGUAAUCUUCUGGAACGCAACCUUCGCAGAUUGAUCGAACCUUUCUCAAGGGUUGAGAUUGCACACGUUUCUGAACUAAUUGGACUUCCUGUUCAUCAUGUGGAACGAAAGUUGUCUCAGAUGAUUUUGGACAGGAAGUUGGCUGGGAAAUUGGAUCAAUCUGGAUGCCUUGUGAUAUUUGAUAAUCCUAAAACAGGUGCCUUACACCUUUCAACCUUGCAAACCAUUUUUAUUAUUGGGAAAGUCGUGGACAGUCUUUAUGCUAGGUCUGCCAAGAUAAUUGCAUGAGGCUCUUCAUCCCUCACUUCCUUACCUUCUCUUCACAAUUUGUAGGAUACCCUUUGUUUUUUUUUUCCCGAAUUUGUUGGACUCGAAAACUACAUGGGGAGUUGUAAAUGGU
Molecule: messenger RNA, 1483 nt
Organism: Vigna angularis (adzuki bean)
Lineage: Eukaryota; Viridiplantae; Streptophyta; Magnoliopsida; Fabales; Fabaceae
Product: 26S proteasome non-ATPase regulatory subunit 11 homolog
Exons: 2
Coding region: 94-1371 (425 amino acids)
Biological process (GO): ubiquitin-dependent protein catabolic process
Cellular component (GO): proteasome regulatory particle, lid subcomplex
Molecular function (GO): structural molecule activity
Source: RefSeq, a predicted model, not a curated record